CGGGGAUUGAUCCACACUUUUUCCCCGCCGGAACCUGAUGGACGCGCGCGCGCGGCGGCCGGAAGCAGAGACGAUCUUUGGCCGGAAGCGCCGGCUGUGUCCGUGUGGAUGAGGCUCCGGGCGGAGGAAGGGGCUUUGCUUGCUGGCACCCACUGACACGACCUCGGUGUUAACAUGAAGUUUGCCGUCAGGAAGCUAUGCUUGCUGAACAGGGCUGUCCGCAGGCUGACGGCACCUCGCGCUCAUCUCCGCCGGCUGCACUGGACCUCCAAACCUCAGCCCUACUCCACCUUCAACAGACUCCCUGCGAGACCGUCCCCUUUACAAAUCGCCAACUACCCUCAUCGGACUUUCAUCCUGGCCAGGUUAGCCACGCGACUGCUGAAGAUCCGCUACCUGGUGCUGGGAUCCGCCGUGGGAGGCGGCUACACGGCCAAGAAGACAUAUGAUGAAUGGAAGGAAAUGCUACCAGAUCUAACCGCGUACAAGUGGAUCAUUCCAGACUUUGUCUGGAAACUCGACGAAAACAUUGACUUUGAAAAGUUUAGGAAAAUCUUUCAUGGAGUGGAAUUUGCCAAACUGUUGCCAGAUUUUGAUAAGGUUGGAGAAAGCCUGGAUCAUCUGAAAAGUCUCCUAACACCAGGUGAAAGUUUAUACAAUGAAGUCAAAGGAGUCUCUGAUCUGCUUCUAUUGUUAGAUUCGACAGAAAGCUCGGCUGCCAUGAAAGCCUCUGACACCCAGGCCUUUGACAUUAAUGGGAAGCAGCAUAAGAAGAGUGUGCUUGGGGAACUGGUUCUAAUCCAGCAACAAAUUCAGGAGCAUGAAGAAACAGCGCGCAGGGUCGCCGAUCAGUUAAACUCUGGCUCCUCCCAACACAAGCCAAAGGUAUCGGACAAAGACAAAGCUGAACAUCUGCAAGAGGAGCUUUUGCGUACACAGCUGAAAUACCAACGUAUCCUCGAACGUCUAGAGAAAGAAAACAAAGAGCUACGGAAACAAGUUCUUCAGAGAGAUGAUAAAGGCAUUCAUAAGCGGAAAAUGAAGAAGUCUUUGAUCGAUUUGUAUUCUGAAGUAUUGGACAUUCUAUCGGACUAUGAUUCCAACUACAACACCCAGGAUCAUCUGCCGCGGGUAGUUGUAGUUGGAGACCAGAGUGCUGGCAAGACCAGUGUGCUGGAAAUGAUUGCACAAGCCAGGAUAUUUCCUCGUGGCUCCGGUGAAAUGAUGACCCGUACACCUGUCAAGGUAACACUGAGUGAAGGCCCUCACCACGUGGCUAUAUUUAAAGACAGCUCGCGGGAGUUUGACCUGACCAAGGAGGAUGAUCUGGCAGCAUUGCGCAAUGAAAUAGAAAUCAGAAUGAGGAGCAGCGUGAAGGAAGGGCAAACCGUGAGUCCUGAGACCAUCUCACUCAGUGUGAAGGGGCCGGGACUACAGAGAAUGGUGCUCGUAGAUCUCCCUGGUGUUAUCAGUACGGUGACUUCAGGAAUGGCUCCUGGCACCAAGGAUAUCAUUUUUAGCAUAAGCAAGGCUUACAUGCAGAACCCUAACGCCAUCAUCCUUUGUAUCCAAGAUGGGUCUGUGGAUGCUGAGCGCAGCAUUGUGACUGACCUGGUCAGCCAGAUGGAUCCACAGGGCCGCCGCACCAUCUUUGUAUUGACCAAAGUGGACCUGGCGGAGAAGAACCUCGCCAGUCCCAGUCGAAUUCAACAGAUUGUGGAAGGCAAGCUGUUCCCAAUGAAAGCUUUGGGUUACUUUGCAGUUGUUACCGGCAGAGGCAACACCAAUGAAGGCAUUGAUGCCAUCAAGGACUAUGAAGGAGAAUUCUUUCAGAAUUCAAAAUUGUUGAAGACAGGGAUGCUGAAAGCACACCAAGUGACAACCAAGAACCUAAGCCUCGCUGUGUCGGAUUGUUUCUGGAAAAUGGUGCGAGAGUCUGUGGAACAGCAAGCUGAUGCAUUCAAAGCUACUCGAUUCAACCUUGAGACCGAAUGGAAGAACAACUACCCUCAACUGAGGGAAUUAGAUAGGAAUGAGCUGUAUGAAAAAGCCAAAAAUGAGAUUCUGGAUGAGGUGAUCAGUUUAAGCCAGGUUACUCCGAAACACUGGGAGGAGAUUCUGAAGCGGAAGCUGUGGGAGCGAGUGUCUACCCACGUAAUGGAGAACAUCUACCUUCCAGCGGCUCAGUCGGUGAACUCGGGCACGUUCAACACCACCGUGGACAUCAAGCUCAAGCAGUGGACUGACAAACAGCUGCCGCACAAAGCCGUGGAGGUGGCGUGGGAAACGCUGGAGGAUGAGUUUGCCCGCUUUAUGUCCGAGCCAAAAGGGAAGGACCACGAUAAUAUAUUUGACAAACUGAAACAAGCCGUCAAAGAUGAGAGUAUCAAACGUCACAAGUGGAACGAGCAAGCUGAAGACAGUCUGCGGGUCAUCCAGCACAACGCUCUGGAAGAUCGUUCUAUCUCUGACAAGCAGCAGUGGGAUGCAGCAAUCAAUUUCCUGGAGGAAACUCUGCAGUCCCGCCUUCGAGACACUGACUCUGCAAUUCAUGACAUGGUGGGACCAGACUGGCAAGAAAGAUGGUUCUACUGGAAAUCGCGGUCCUCAGAGCAGCAUGUUCACAAUGAAACCAAAGCAGAACUGGAGCGACUGAUCAAGAUCAAUGAGGAGCAUACCGCUUAUCUUGCCAAUGACGAGGUUACAACAGUGCGUAAAAACCUGGAGGCUAAAAGUGUAACUGUAGACACUAUUCUGAUUAAAGAUACUUGGCAUCAAAUUUACCGAAAGCACUUCUUGAAGAAGUCACUGAACCACUGUAAUCUCUGCAGAAGAGGCUUCCACUAUUAUCAAAGGCACUUCAUAGAUUCUGAGCUGGAUUGUAAUAAUGUUAUACUGUUCUGGCGUAUUCAACGGAUGCUGAUGAUCACAGCAAACACACUCCGACAGCAGCUAACUAAUACAGAAGUGAGACGCCUGGAAAAGAACGUGAAGGAGGUACUGGAGGACUUUGCAGAAGACAGAGGGAAGAAGGCGCAGCUACUGACAGGAAGGAGGGUACAACUAGCAGAGGACCUCAAGAGAGUUCGUGAGAUUCAGGAGAAGUUGGAAGUCUUCAUUGAAGCUCUUCUUCAAGAAAAGUAGCAAGAUUUCUAAUCCACUGGUCUGGAGCUUUGACUGUGACGGUGCUCAAGUCGGCCGGUAACCUUUGGGUGAAGCACUGCAGGGAGUUAAACCUUGUCGCAAAAGCACCUCAGAAGACGUCACUUCAUAAAUUGUGUACAUUGAAAUGAAAACCAUUUAAAUUCCCCAUGCAUUCUAAUCUUCGAGCUGAGAAUCAUUUUGCGAGCAGUGUUUCCCUUUUAUAAUCUUGACAACGUUGGCACAAAAGCUUCAGCUAAUCACCAUUUCCCAGUGUAAUAUUCAGCCUGCUGAAACAAUGAAACCUUGACAGUCUCAAUGGUGCAGAGCAAGACUGUGCGUGGCAGAAUGAAUGAGAGCCGAUGAACUGUUUUGUCCGAUGUGUAAAGUUUUCAGUGGAGUUAUUCCCAUAUACAGAAAUAAAGAUCAGCUGUCUGAACCAACUUUUGUCGAGAAUUAAAUAACCAGCCCGUCGCGAGCAGGUAUGUUCAGUAAUUCACAUGCAAAUAAAUAUCGCCUUUCUCAAUCUUGAAUCCACAAUUAAAGCAUAAAUUAUAAACCAGUUGUAUUUGGUAUGUUUCUUUAGGGUCUGUCGAUGUGGUACCAGGGUCUCCAGUAUUUGUGCAUAUGCAUAUAUAUAUCAAUGAAAACAAUCAUCGCUUGUAAUUAUUUUCCUUUGAAUCGUCUAGAGGCCAUGCAUGAUGUAAUUAUCGCGAUGUCAUGUAUUUAUUGAAUGCCGUUGUAUUUAAAUAAAGCAGAGUACAGUUUUGGAGAUGAAA
This is a messenger RNA of Amblyraja radiata (thorny skate), 3920 nucleotides long. It is a transcript of the gene opa1, whose product is annotated as OPA1 mitochondrial dynamin like GTPase. Gene Ontology annotation, molecular function: microtubule binding; GTP binding; GTPase activity. NCBI's taxonomy places the organism in Eukaryota, Metazoa, Chordata, Chondrichthyes, Rajiformes, Rajidae. Bases 175 to 3144 code for a protein of 989 amino acids. The record is from RefSeq and is a predicted model, not a curated record. Gene Ontology annotation, biological process: mitochondrial fusion; endocytosis; peroxisome fission. The transcript is spliced from 31 exons. Gene Ontology annotation, cellular component: microtubule; mitochondrial membrane; mitochondrial intermembrane space.